Molecule: messenger RNA, 584 nt
Organism: Zychaea mexicana
Lineage: Eukaryota; Fungi; Mucoromycota; Mucoromycetes; Mucorales; Lichtheimiaceae
Exons: 1
Coding region: 305-550 (81 amino acids)
Source: RefSeq, a predicted model, not a curated record
CGCUUUUUGUGGCAGUUGUACUGUAUGUUUAUUCAAUAAUAAUUCUCUAUAACUAUUCUAUACGAGUCUAUGAUAUAGAUAUAUAAGAAUGAUUGGGGAGACAAAUGAGGAUGGUUUAUGAACAUAAUGAGGAGAAUUAUAUGAAAGAAGUAUGCAUGAAAUGAUGGGAUGAGCAGAAUGUGUUUAGAAUGCUGGUAGUGGUGGCAGUAGUAGUAGUAGUAGUUGUAGUAGUAAGUAGUGGAGGAUGAUAAGAGAAGUGUUCGUUUUUCAAGAAAGAUAGGGAUGUCGUCGUCAUGUGAGGUAUAUGCUUGGGAUCUUUGCGCUUGUACGAGAGGAAACAAAAACCAGAUCUUGGGUGGGUCAAUUACUUGGACUUGUUGUAGUAGAAUACAUCAUUCUUGCAUUCCUGUGCAUAGGUGUAAGCCAUGGCACCUGCAGCAGUGGAGAGGGCCAACUUCUUGCCAACCUGGGUAGCAGUAGCACCGGCAGCGAAACGAACAAUACGGCUGUACAUGGUUGUAUUUGGAUGUGGAGACGAGUAAGAGAGUAAGAGAGAGAGAUAAGAGCUCUUGUUGUGGUUGUAA